Messenger RNA from Eutrema salsugineum, 989 nucleotides. RefSeq names its product protein LIFEGUARD 4. NCBI's taxonomy places the organism in Eukaryota, Viridiplantae, Streptophyta, Magnoliopsida, Brassicales, Brassicaceae. The record is from RefSeq and is a predicted model, not a curated record. Gene Ontology annotation, cellular component: membrane. The coding region runs from base 160 to 900 and encodes 246 amino acids. The transcript is spliced from 4 exons.
UCUCAACCCCCAAAAAAAUCCCAAAUUUUUCUCGGAGAUAAAUACAGUAACAAACGAAACAAAAAUUUAUCCCCUGCGAAAAUCAAAUCUCUUCUAAUUAUUCUUGUUAACACGCAAGCAGGAUCGGAUUUUCCCUCGUAUUUGUACAAAGAAACAGAGAUGCAUAAGUGGAACCUUCCGUACCGGAAAGAUGACGUGGAGAGCGGCGGCGGUGAGAGUCCUCUGUAUCCGACGAUGAUGGAGAGCCCCGAACUCCGAUGGGGUUUCAUCCGAAAGGUCUAUUCCAUUAUCGCUUUUCAGCUUUUAGCUACCAUCGCCGUCGCCGCCACCGUUGUCACCGUCCGCCCGAUCGCCGUCUUUUUCGCCACCACCAGUGCCGGUCUUGCUCUCUGGAUACUUUUAAUCAUCACCCCUUUAAUUGUUAUGUGUCCUUUGUACUAUUACCAUCAGAAACAUCCGGUGAAUUACUUGCUUCUUGGUAUUUUCACGGUGGCUCUUGCUUUCGCUGUCGGAUUAACGUGUGCAUUCACUAGCGGGAAAGUGAUUCUCGAAUCAGCGAUUUUAACAACCGUAGUGGUGCUUUCCUUAACUUUCUACACCUUCUGGGCAGCCAAAAAAGGCUAUGACUUCAAUUUCCUCGGUCCCUUCUUGUUUGGUGCUAUCAUCGUUCUCAUGGUCUUUGCCCUUAUUCAGAUUUUUUUCCCGUUGGGUCGGAUCUCAGUGAUGAUCUAUGGUUGCUUGGCAUCGAUAAUAUUCUGUGGCUACAUAGUUUAUGAUACCGACAAUCUCAUCAAACGUUACAGUUACGAUGAGUAUAUUUGGGCAGCAGUUUCGCUCUACUUGGACAUCAUUAACCUCUUCUUGUCUCUCCUCACCAUUUUCAGAGCUGCCGAGGGUUAAAUGAUUAAGGUUUCUAAUUCUUUUUUCUAAGCCUCAGAUCAGGGUUUUUUUCAUGUCCUUUAAAUAUGUAAAUCUUUCAUAUUUGUUCA